Messenger RNA from Histoplasma mississippiense, 3549 nucleotides. RefSeq names its product carbamoyl-phosphate synthase arginine-specific large chain. The transcript has 4 exons. The coding region runs from base 1 to 3549 and encodes 1182 amino acids. Gene Ontology annotation, cellular component: cytosol; cytoplasm. Gene Ontology annotation, biological process: 'de novo' pyrimidine nucleobase biosynthetic process; UTP biosynthetic process; L-citrulline biosynthetic process. The record is from RefSeq and is a predicted model, not a curated record. NCBI's taxonomy places the organism in Eukaryota, Fungi, Ascomycota, Eurotiomycetes, Onygenales, Ajellomycetaceae. Gene Ontology annotation, molecular function: ATP binding; metal ion binding; aspartate carbamoyltransferase activity.
AUGACGUUCCCAGCCCGAUGCGGGCAGCGGACCGUCUCCUCCUUGCUCCGACAACGAUGCUUGUCCCCUGAAGUCGUCCCGUCAUCUCUCCGCACAUUUUCCACCGCUCAGACUCUCCCUUCUUCAAAAAAACCCCUAUACUCCCGGCCAGCCUCUUUGAAACAAUCGCAACAGCUCCCCGCAUGGCGAGGCUCCACGAGGGCGUUUUCGAACUCUUUGAAGAAGCUGGCUGCGGUUACGGGCCAGGAAGCUCCGAGCGCAAAGGCUUAUUUGGCAAGCGGAGCCAUUCAGGGCUCGGGCCAACUAGUUGAUGUGAAAAAAGUCCUGGUGAUUGGGAGUGGUGGAUUGAGCAUUGGACAGGCAGGUGAAUUUGACUAUUCUGGCUCUCAAGCACUCAAAGCCCUCAAAGAGGCUGGUGUUGAAUCCGUCCUGAUUAACCCUAACAUUGCCACAAUUCAAACGGACCACAAGCUCGCGGAUGAGGUGUACUAUCUCCCGGUUACACCAGAAUAUGUUACCCACGUUAUUGAAAGAGAGCAGCCAGACGGAAUAUUCUUGACUUUUGGAGGCCAAACAGCUCUUAAUCUGGGCGUCCAGAUGAACCGCAUGGGUGUCUUUGAUCGUUAUGGAGUCAAAGUCCUUGGAACCAGCAUUCGGACUCUGGAAGUCAGCGAAGACCGUGACCUUUUCGCCAAGGCAUUGAACGAAAUUAGCAUCCCAAUUGCGGAAUCAGUUGCUGUCAACAGCGUUGAUGAGGCGUUGGAGGCUGCUGAGAAGAUCGGCUAUCCCAUUAUCGUUCGGUCAGCGUAUGCGCUUGGUGGACUUGGAUCAGGAUUUGCGAAUAAUGCUGAAGAGCUCAAGAACCUGUCAUCCCGCUCGUUGACUUUGGCACCACAGAUUCUGGUAGAAAAGUCUCUCAAGGGCUGGAAGGAAGUUGAAUAUGAGGUGGUCCGUGAUGCUGCUAAUAACUGCAUCACGGUUUGUAAUAUGGAGAACUUUGACCCUCUGGGAAUCCAUACUGGAGACAGUAUCGUUGUUGCACCAAGCCAAACUCUUUCCGAUGAAGAGUACCACAUGCUCCGGACAGCUGCCAUUAAGAUCGUUCGCCACCUGGGAGUUGUUGGGGAGUGCAACGUCCAGUAUGCGCUCCAGCCUGAUGGGCUUGAUUAUAGAGUCAUUGAGGUCAACGCCCGUCUAUCCCGUUCGUCAGCUCUGGCUUCUAAGGCAACUGGAUAUCCUCUCGCUUAUACAGCAGCCAAAAUUGGACUUGGUCAUACACUACCUGAACUUCCUAAUGCGGUGACAAAGACUACGACCGCUAAUUUUGAACCUAGUUUGGAUUAUAUUGUAACUAAGAUCCCCAGAUGGGAUCUGAGUAAAUUCCAACAUGUGAAGCGCGACAUUGGCAGCUCCAUGAAAUCCGUUGGAGAAGUCAUGGCAAUUGGUCGUACCUUUGAGGAAUCCUUCCAGAAGGCUAUCCGCCAAAUUGAUCCCAAGUAUGUUGGCUUCCAGGGCGACAAGUUCGAAGAUCUCGAUGACGUCCUCAAGAGCCCUACUGAUCGUCGAUGGCUUGCUGUCGGACAGGCGAUGCUUCAUGAGAAUUAUUCUGUUGACAAGGUGCACGAACUGACCAAGAUCGAUAAGUGGUUCUUAUACAAGCUACAAAAUAUCGUCUCUCUACAAAACACGCUUAAGGAAAUUGGCAGCCUGUUUGGAAUCCAGAAGGAUAUGAUGCUUAAGGCGAAGAAGAUGGGCUUCUCUGAUAAGCAAAUCGCCUUGUGUGUCGGCUCUACUGAGGAUGAUGUUCGUGCAAGGAGAAAAAGCUUCGGUAUCAGGCCCUGGGUUAAAAAGAUUGACACCCUUGCCGCUGAGUUCCCGGCCGAUACCAACUAUCUUUACACCACCUAUAAUGCUACAUCGCAUGAUGUUACUUUCGAUGAUCAUGGAACCAUAAUCUUGGGAAGUGGUGUGUACCGUAUUGGAAGCUCCGUGGAAUUCGAUUGGUGCGCGGUUAACGCAGCCCUUUCCUUGAGAAACAUGGGCAAGAAGACUGUUAUGAUCAAUUUCAACCCGGAAACCUAUUCCACUGAUUUCGACACUGCUGAUAAACUCUACUUCGAAGAACUCAGCUACGAGCGUGUCAUGGACAUUUAUGAGCUCGAAAACGCUAGUGGAGUCGUUGUAUCAGUCGGCGGUCAAUUACCUCAGAACAUUGCCCUGCGACUCCAGGAGACUGGCGGUGCUAAGGUCCUUGGUACAGACCCCAAGGAUAUCGACAAGGCUGAAGAUCGUCACAAGUUCUCCCAGAUCCUCGACAGCAUCGGCGUGGACCAGCCAGCGUGGAAAGAGUUAAGUUCAGUUGCUGAAGCUGAGGUUUUUGCUGACUCUGUUGGCUACCCUGUACUCGUCCGUCCCAGUUAUGUCCUCUCCGGAGCUGCAAUGAGCGUCAUCCACAGCCGUGAUGAGCUGAAAGACAAGCUUCUCUCUGCCAGCGCAGUCUCUCCAGACCAUCCUGUUGUUAUCACCAAAUUCAUUGAGGGUGCACAAGAAAUCGAUGUUGACGCAGUCGCGUCUGCUGGUAAGCUUAUUGUUCACGCUGUAAGUGAACACGUGGAAGCUGCAGGGGUUCACUCUGGCGAUGCGACUUUGGUCCUCCCUCCUGUGAACCUCGAAGCACCCAUAAUGGCCCGUGUAAAAGAAAUCGCAGAGAAAGUUGCGAAAGCCUGGAGUAUUACCGGCCCCUUCAACAUGCAGAUUAUCAAAGCUGAAAAUCCGGAGGGUGGUGAGCCAUUUCUCAAGGUUAUCGAAUGCAACCUCCGUGCUUCGCGGUCUUUCCCUUUCGUCAGCAAGGUUUUGGGCACCAACUUUAUCGACGUUGCAACGAAGGCGCUCGUCGGCAGAGACAUUCCAGAACCCACAGAUCUUAUGGAAGUCAAGCGUGAUUAUCUCGCUACCAAGGUCCCCCAAUUCAGUUGGACACGUCUAGCUGGUGCUGAUCCAUACCUUGGAGUUGAGAUGGCUAGUACAGGUGAAAUCGCCUGUUUCGGCAAAGAUCUGGUCGAGGCCUACUGGGCCUCGUUACAAUCCACAAUGAACUUCCGCAUGCCUGAACCAGGUGAGGGCCUCCUAUUCGGUGGUGACUCAGAAAUGACAGAACUACCGAAGAUUGUCGAUUAUUUGAGUCCUCUGGGAUACAAGUUGUUCGCAGCCAGCUCAGAUGUCAAGGAACACCUAGAAUCCGCUACGAAGGGUGACAUUAAUAUUGAAGUCAUUGAGUUCCCUAAAGAAGACAAACGGGCCCUGCGAGAAGUGUUCAAGAAGUACGAUAUCAGAGGCGUGUUCAACAUUGCUAAGAGCCGCGGAAAGACUCUGCUUGAUGAGGACUAUGUUAUGCGACGAAAUGCUGUCGAUUUCGGCGUGACCCUUUUCAUGGAGCCAAAGACUGCCCUUCUCUUCGCACAAUGCAUGAGUGAAAAGCUUCCACGAAAAGAAGGAAUCCCGUCCGAAGUGCGAAGCUGGUCUAACUUUGUCGGCGGCAAGCUCUUGUAG